Molecule: messenger RNA, 2129 nt
Organism: Folsomia candida
Lineage: Eukaryota; Metazoa; Arthropoda; Collembola; Entomobryomorpha; Isotomidae
Product: copper amine oxidase 1
Exons: 10
Coding region: 45-2084 (679 amino acids)
Biological process (GO): amine metabolic process
Molecular function (GO): primary methylamine oxidase activity; quinone binding; copper ion binding
Source: RefSeq, a predicted model, not a curated record
UAUUACCCUUCCGUGGGUACAUAACCUCCAGUAAUUGGUGCAAGAUGUUGAUCGUAAUUUCGUUGUGGAGCUUUGUUAUUUUAUCGGUUCAAGGAAAAGACGCACUGCACCCACUUGAUACCAUCACACCGGAUGAAGUAUACUUAACAGCGAACCUUGUGAGAUCCACAGCUCAACAAAAAGUUCCAUCCGGACGAUUCAUAAUUUCUUCAAUUCUGCUCAAAGAGCCCAAGAAGGCCGAAUUGCUUCCAUUCUUUUUACGCGAUGAAGCCCCGGGGCCAGGCGAGAUUUGUAGACGGUCACACACCGUCUUGUUUGACCUUAAUAAUGGCGGAGACGUUUACGAAGUGGUGGUGGAUCUGGAUAAAGGGAAGGUCGAUAGUUGGACUCAAAUGCCAAGAGAACUUCAUCUUCAACCCAUGACUGCAAUUAACGAAGAAGGGGAAAUCAUACCACAAAUGGCUCUAAGCGAUUUAAAAGUACAGGAAAGGUUUAAGCAGUUGGGUGUUAAGAACAUUACUGCUGAAGUUUCUAGUGAUCCUUGGUUCUACAUCUACAACGAUGAAAAUCCGGCGUAUAAGAACAGACGAAUUGCCCAAGUCUGGUUCUACCUAAGAAAUUUUGAACAAGACAACUUUUAUGCCCAUCCUGUGAACUUCAUUGCAAUUGUGGACGUACAACUGGAGAAAGUUGUGGAAAUUCAGGAUCUACCCGUGUACCACGGGACAAAUCGUACCUUACUGGGUCGUCCCUUGUCGUCUCGAGCAGAGCACCAAUAUGACCCACUCCUCCGCCCGUGGGAAUCAUACAGACCAAGAGUGAAACCGGUACAUGUCUUCCAACCAGAAGGGGUCAAUUUUCGCGUGAGUGGGAGUCAGAUUCAAUGGCAAGGAUUCAAGUUGAGGGUGGCGUUUUCUGCUCGAGAAGGUCUCGUCCUCAACACAGUCAGUUUCACCGAUAAGGGGAAAUAUCAUCCAUUAUUCUAUAAACUAACUUUAUCUGAGCUGAAUUUAAUCUAUGCCGAUCCAAGGCCACCAUUCCAUCGAAAUAUUCCAAUAGAUUUAGGACAUUACGGACUCGGUAUUCGCGCCAAUGAGCUCUCCUCUCCCGAAGAUUGUCGUGGGAUCACCCACUUCUUCCACGGGGUUGGGAAUUAUCACAAUGGUCUUCCAAAAACGAAAAAGAACGCUGUUUGUGUGUUUGAGGAUGAUGGUGGCGUUCUUUGGCGAAAAGGGAAACCUCACUCUGGUCGGAUCGUCACCGUUCGAGCUAACCGAUUAGCAAUAAUGUCGAUCAUCACGUCUGGAAAUUACGAUUACAUGUUUACCUGGUACUUUCACCAGGAUGCUUCAAUUCGGUUGGAGGUAAAAUUAAAUGGAGUGGUGAAUCCCAAAGUGGCUGUGGGGGUGCCCAAAUUAUCCGACCUCAGACACGGGACAGUCAUUGCUCCCAACCUCAACACGAUCUAUCAUCAACACAUAUUCACGUACAGGAUUGAUGCUGAUGUUGGCGGAGUUAAGAAUACUGUGCAUACGGUGGAUAUUCUUCAGGAUGAUGCACCAACUGGUUCUUUCGAUAAUCCGUUCGGCAAUGGAUGGACCACAAAGACGACAGAGCUUCAAACAGCAUCUGUCGGAAGAUCUAAUACUUCUCCGGAACAGGGUCGAACUUGGCUUAUCGCUGUGCCAGAUAAGCUGCAUCCAAUCUCUGGGACCAGAAUGGGAUAUAAACUACAUCCCGAUAACACGAUGAGUACAUUGUUAAGGAAAGAUUCCCCACUCCACCCACUUUGUGCGUUCUCUGACUAUGACGUGUGGGUCACAAAAUACAAUGAUGAGCAAAUGUACCCUGGGGGGUUCUAUUUAAACAAUUCUGGAUUACCAGAGUGGGUUGGGAACGCUCCAGAUGAGUCGAUAGAAAGAGAAGAUGUCGUUGUUUGGCACACCUUUAGGACAACGCAUAUCCCACGCACAGAAGAGUUUCCUCUGAUGCCGGCAGAGAGUUUUGGAUUUUGGCUCAAACCUGCAAACUAUUUCAUGGAAAACCCAGCAAUGAACAUUCCCCCGAUUGUCACUUAUAGCUAAAAUUAAUAAUUAUCUGCAAUAAAAAUAAUAAUUGUUCUGAGUGAA